GUCUUAAGUCCUUUUAGAUCUUAACACGACUCAUGUCUUAUCUUUUAAUGGAUUUUUUUAAAAGUGAUAAUUAAUUUAAUAAAAAGUAACAGCAAAAAGUUUUAAAACUGAGUUUUAUUUAAAUAUAUCAUUACUAAUGUCUAAUACAUUUUAACUGAAUAUAAAUGUUGUGAUAAUACAUGUAUAGGUGUCGAAGUGCUUAUGAGAAUCGGAUCCAUCCAUCAAACGAGUCUGCGGUGAACGAAACGCGCGAACAAUUAUCGCAAUUAUUUUCCGAUCGCUUCAUAAGAAAUACGGACAAUAAUAAUGAAAAUAAUGUUAAUUUAGUCAACUCUAAUCACUACGGAAUGGAUAAUCACUGUCCCGUCUGUUUAAAUGAACCCCGAUUUCCCAUCGAAACCAAUUGUGGACAUCUCUUUUGUGCGCAAUGUCUGAUCGUGUAUUGGCGUCACGGGCAGUGGAGGGGCGGCCCAAUCAAGUGCCCGGUGUGUCGCCAACAGGUGAGCAUAUUGUUGCAGUGCUUCCCUCCGAGUACCACAGUAUCCGAAGAAGAACUCAAUGAAAGGGCGCGUAUUUUGCAUGACGUGAAUGAUUAUAAUAGAAGAUAUUCAGGAGCGCCCCGUCCGUUAAUCGAUUAUAUUUACGAUUUACCGACACUUUUGCGUCACUUAACGUCAGAGUUCUUCACAGUCGGAGGACUUAUGUAUAUGUUUAGGAUUCGCAUUGUUUUGUGUUUUGUCGCCGCAAUCAUGUACUUAAUAUCGCCGUUAGAUAUGAUACCGGAGGCCGUGUUUGGCCUCUUCGGACUCCUCGAUGACAUAUUUGUGGUCUUAUUGCUCGCCAUUUACGUCACUAUCAUUUAUAGACGAUUUUUAUCAACGAGAUGGGAAGACGAGACUCAAUAACACACACUAUACCAUCACACCAUCAGUGAUGGCAAUCACCACAACGCCAACUAAUACCACGUUUAAUAAAAUUGAUAUUUCAAAUGGCUUUCGCCUAGUCUUUAGUUCACUACUUAUCAUAAAUUAUAUGUUUAUAUAUUUGAAGCAUAAUUUUGAUCUCUAUUUUGUGACACAUUAAUCAAUUGUUAUAUCUUAUGAAAUGAACAUAUUUUUAGCUCAAAUUAAUCUAAACUAUUUUACAUUAUUCUUAAAAGUACGACAUUUUACUUGGUAUUAGAGAUCAAAAUUUAAUUAUUUCAGUGCCUAAUAAAUGAAUUAAUGGAUCGGUUCAGAGGUAUCGGCUAUUAUGGUGUGAUUUUCAUUGAAGUCAUUAUAUUGAAUGAUAACGUUAUUUGCGUUUAAUUAUUAUUAAAAUUCCUAUCAAUUUAAGAGCUUUACUCGUUUCCACCAGCAAUGAUGUCCACCGAUAGUGUGGCAGGAAUUUUGUUUACUAUCUUUUUGCAAUUUCCACACAAAUGUAUACAACUUUUUCCAUUCAAAGCAAACGCCAAUCAAUUUUAUGUACUGUUUGUUAUU
Molecule: messenger RNA, 1481 nt
Organism: Medioppia subpectinata
Lineage: Eukaryota; Metazoa; Arthropoda; Arachnida; Sarcoptiformes; Oppiidae
Source: the annotation of a GenBank genome assembly